Messenger RNA from Paramecium tetraurelia, 1104 nucleotides. RefSeq lists its product as uncharacterized. Gene Ontology annotation, biological process: protein autoubiquitination; negative regulation of centriole replication. Gene Ontology annotation, molecular function: tumor necrosis factor receptor binding; zinc ion binding; ubiquitin protein ligase activity. Gene Ontology annotation, cellular component: peroxisome; aggresome. The transcript has 6 exons. NCBI's taxonomy places the organism in Eukaryota, Ciliophora, Oligohymenophorea, Peniculida, Parameciidae. The record is from RefSeq and is a predicted model, not a curated record.
AUGGACCCUGUACCAAAAAAGAAAAAGUCUGUCUCUUCCAAAUAAGACAAAUCCCAAGCAGGCAGUGUCAAAUCUAAGAAGUAAUAGCCUCCUGGAGAAAUUUUGGAAUAAUAACAUUCAUAACAUGAUCUUCAAAUUGAUGACCAUCAAUAGCAUGAUCCCUUUAUUCCUCCUCCCAUUUAAACAUAAGUCAAAGUUUGCAUUCAUCACAAUCUCCCAUUCCAGUUUUUCUGUGAAGCAUGUGAAGAUCCUAUUUGUUAACAAUGUACCAUCCUAGGCCCUCACAAUACUUAACUACAUAGAAUUAAUAGAUUAAGUGAUUCAUUCAAAUUGCGAUGUGCUAAAAUUGAAGAAUCAAUCAAAGCCAAUCUGUUAGGGAAAAGAGAAUAACUGUUAGCAUAAAUUCAUAGAAUAGAAUAUAGAAUCGAAGAGAUUAAAUAUGUCAAAACCAUCAUUGAGAGAGAUGCAAGAGCUGAAUUUGGAGGAGUCUUGGAAAGAUUAAAAUAGAGUGAAGGAUAAAAGUUGGCAAUCCUGAGUCAUGAGAUAUCUGAAUUAUAAAGAGAUUUGGAUAAAAUCAAUGAAGUAGGAUCAUAAUUCUAUGAUCUCAAAGAGAUUCCUGAUCCUUGUCCAUUCCUUCUGAAAUCAAGAAACAUUUAUGAUUAGAUUGAAUAUAUGGUUGCCAAACCAUUCAAAGUCUAAAUUGAUGUUUACCCAUAUGAUUUACCAAGAGAACUUACUGAAUUAAGAUUGCAAUUACAAAAGGCCUCUGCUUAAUAAUAAUUGAUCGAAUUCAAAAAUGAAAUCAUUUGGAAAUUACUUAGUGAAAAAUAAAUAGAUGAAGAAACAAUCAAACAAGAAUUGGAAAGACAAGCAAGUGAGGAGAUAAAUGAAUGGAGUAAAUUGGUUGACAAAUUCUCAUAGGAAUUAAAGAGGUAAUAGCUGGUUUGCUAUUAUUGUGGCUGUAAAAUGGAAAAGUAAUAUGUUAAUUCAGUCUGCGCAUAAAAUAGACAAGAAUAAGAUUAUGAUAAGGUGUUUUGUAAUGAAUAACCACCAUAAAACUAUCACGGCACUAGUAGGCAUUAUUUUGCAGAUCCAAUUUUAUGA